Microtus oregoni (creeping vole) is the source of this 1743-nucleotide messenger RNA. It is a transcript of the gene Cadm1, whose product is annotated as cell adhesion molecule 1. The coding region runs from base 37 to 1458 and encodes 473 amino acids. Gene Ontology annotation, cellular component: neuron projection; synapse; plasma membrane. Gene Ontology annotation, molecular function: signaling receptor binding. The transcript has 12 exons. Gene Ontology annotation, biological process: detection of stimulus; cell recognition; susceptibility to natural killer cell mediated cytotoxicity. The record is from RefSeq and is a predicted model, not a curated record. Lineage: Eukaryota; Metazoa; Chordata; Mammalia; Rodentia; Cricetidae.
GCAGCGACCGCCGCCAGUCUGAGGCAGGUGCCCGACAUGGCGAGUGCUGUGCUGCCGAGCGGAUCCCAGUGUGCGGCGGCAGCGGCUGUGGCGGCGGCGGCAGCGCCUCCCGGGCUCCAGCUCCGGCUCCUGCUGUUGCUCCUCUCGGCCGCGGCACUGAUCCCCACAGGUGAUGGACAGAAUCUCUUUACUAAAGACGUGACAGUGGUUGAGGGAGAAGUCGCAACCAUCAGCUGCCAAGUCAAUAAGAGCGACGACUCUGUGAUUCAGCUGCUGAAUCCCAACAGGCAGACCAUUUACUUCAAGGACUUCAGGCCUUUGAAGGACAGCAGGUUUCAGCUGCUGAAUUUUUCCAGCAGUGAACUCAAAGUGUCACUGACAAAUGUCUCAAUUUCGGAUGAAGGGAGAUACUUCUGCCAACUCUACACCGACCCCCCGCAGGAGAGUUACACCACCAUCACAGUGUUGGUCCCUCCGCGUAACCUGAUGAUCGAUAUCCAGAAGGACACUGCAGUUGAAGGGGAGGAGAUUGAAGUCAACUGCACCGCCAUGGCCAGCAAGCCAGCCACCACCAUCAGAUGGUUCAAAGGGAACAAGGAGCUCAAAGGCAAAUCGGAGGUGGAAGAGUGGUCGGACAUGUACACUGUGACCAGUCAGCUGAUGCUGACAGUGCACAAGGAGGAUGAUGGGGUCCCAGUGAUCUGUCAGGUGGAGCACCCUGCGGUCACUGGAAACCUGCAGACCCAGCGGUAUCUGGAAGUGCAGUAUAAGCCGCAAGUGCAUAUCCAGAUGACUUACCCUCUACAAGGCCUAACCCGGGAAGGGGAUGCGCUUGAGUUAACAUGUGAAGCCAUCGGGAAGCCCCAGCCCGUGAUGGUAACUUGGGUGAGAGUCGAUGACGAAAUGCCUCAACACGCCGUACUGUCCGGGCCAAACCUGUUCAUCAAUAACCUAAACAAAACAGACAAUGGUACUUACCGUUGUGAGGCUUCUAACACAGUGGGGAAAGCUCAUUCGGACUACAUGCUGUAUGUAUACGAUCCCCCCACAACUAUCCCUCCUCCCACAACAACCACCACCACCACCACCACCACCACCACCAUCCUUACCAUCAUCACAGACACCACGGCGACGACAGAACCAGCAGUUCACGGCCUUACUCAGUUGCCCAAUUCCGCAGAAGAACUGGACAGUGAGGACCUCUCAGACUCUCGAGCAGGUGAAGAGGGCGCCAUUGGUGCGGUGGACCACGCAGUGAUUGGCGGUGUUGUGGCUGUGGUCGUGUUUGCCAUGCUUUGCUUGCUCAUCAUUCUGGGCCGCUAUUUUGCCAGACAUAAAGGUACAUACUUCACUCAUGAAGCCAAAGGAGCCGAUGACGCAGCAGACGCAGACACAGCUAUAAUCAAUGCAGAAGGAGGACAGAACAACUCCGAAGAAAAGAAAGAGUACUUCAUCUAGAUCAGCCUUUUUGUUCCAAUGAGGUGUCCAACUGGCCCUGUUUAGAUGAUAAAGAGACAGUGAUACUGGAACUUGCGAGACGCUCGUGUGUUUUUUAUGAGUGGGUGGAAAGAUGCGAGACUGGGAAGACUUGGGGUUUGCUAUGUAAAAACAAAAAGAAAAAAAUGUUCUUUGAAAAGUACGCUCUGCUGUUUGACACCUCUUUUUAUCUGGUUUUAAUUUGGUUUGGGUUUGGGUUUUGGUUUUUUUUGUGUGUGUUUUUUUUUUUUUUAAUUUUUCUUUCUU